AUGAUGCUUUCUGUGCUGUUUUUGAUAUCUUUGUUUGUUCCUUUUGUAAAGGCCGAUGAUAAUUGGGAUGAUUUUACGAAUAAUCUUGCAACCGACUUGGCUCCUUUAAUCACCUUGUUCGGCGAACGACUCACGAAACAAUUCCUGUCCGAGUCGAUCAGCGUCCUCGAUAAUGUUAUCUUCGCCCUUUCACCACUGGGAGUUUUGACGGCCGUAGUCUCGGUGAUCAGGAUAUGCGGAAGUUCUUCCCUCAGAGCAUUCGUUGGAAGAGCACAAGAAGGUCCUGCGGAAGCUGAAAGCGAACUGCUUCCUUGCGUUUCGGAAUCCACUGCCGAGCUAUUCAACGAUGGCGGCAUUACACGAGUUUUUGGCCGGCCCAAGAUCGUGGAGAUAGUUGCUUGGCAAGACGAGGAUCCGAGGACUGGAGAAAAAUCGACAAAGUUUGGCACUUUGAAAGAUGCUCUUGAUGAAAAGGCUUGGACUUGUCAGGGCAAAGGUCCACCCAGUGAACUACCAGAAUUGGACAUUCCCAACCUGUCGUUGAACAAGGGCAUCAAGCGAAGAGAUCCAGUUUGGUUCCAUUGCGCUGCCAUACUCGGGGGAAUCCUACAGACUGGCACUGUUAUAUACGCUGCGCUCACAGUGUUUGUGUAUCCACAGCAUUUCAAAAAAGACGAUAAAGCAGUUGCAUCAUAUGCAUUUCCUUUCUAUUUCACCGGGACGACCCUUCUCUUCAUCGGGAUGUUCUUCUGUGCAUUUAUCAUGGAGCGAUCGUCGAAGGAAUACUAUUUCAAACCAGAGAAACCCGGAAGCAAGCUUUACUGGCUGCAGCCCGGUAAUCAGAAUGUGGGAGAUCAAGUCUUUAAUGCCUUCCUAGCUGUCAAAGAAGGCUCAGAGUCUUCAAUGACUUAUAUCAAAUCGAUCAGAGAUCGAAGAUUUGAUAGAAAAUAUGUGGAGAUCUACUCUACCCUUGCGUCCACCAUCCUGGGGUUUAUCUUGCAGUUCGUCGGCCUAAGAGGUCUUCACGCCUCUGUCAUUCUGGCCCAGCUUGGAUCGACAUUUCUCAUGGCGAUCAUACGUACCUGCCUGCGCACGGAAAGAAUGGCACCGGAUGAAAACAAGAUGAAAGAUGAUCGCGAACUCAUGUCUCAUAAACAGCUGGAGUUAGACUGCUUUGCCUUCUAUCUCGAGAAGAUCGAGUCAUUCAAUCUGGUCUCGCUGCCUGAUCGGCCUGCGACUAUGUCUUCUCCAAGGCCCAUGCCUUAUAUUGGCGCACCACUGGCAAAGCAGGUGAUUCGAACGAGAGCUCAGCUAGCAAGGCUCACCUUUAGUUCAAAACACAGCUUGAACGUUGAUUGGGAUGAAAUGCCUAUUCGUCAAAUGGCCCAAAACCUCACGAGGACAAUCGAGUUGACGAUGGAUUUGAUCUCUAGUUGGGGAGGGGAUUUAGGGAAGACGUUUCAGUUCCGACUUGGGUUUGAUUGCCACAGACAUUCUUCUGGUUCUAGCCCUCGAUCUUCAGGGACGUAUUCAAUCGGCCUCAUGCGAUGCGGUGACGCCCUGCGAUGGAAAGCGGAUGUCAGCGAGCUAGAAGCAGUUCUAGGCUUAUGGACUUGGUCACUUUACAAGUCAAAUAAAGACUGGCGGGAUUCAACUCUUUGUCGCCUUGUUGGAUUGAGCGAAGAUGAGGCAACCAGAGAAGAAACAUUCCUCUACUAUUACAAAUGGAUCUUCCGACAAACUGAAGCAAGGCUAGUCCCGUCAAAAGAAUUCGACGGCUCAUCACGCUUGUUUGGCUUCGAAUCCAUUGACCCAUCCUUUGUUGGAAAAUUGUUGGCCGUGAGGACAGCAAAUGAGCUUGAGACCAUGGUAGCCCAGGAUAUUUAUAUUCAGUUUCUCAAGGAAAUUUUCAUCCACGUGGCAGAUUUGGGUGGAAAUGUCGAUGUUGUUCCGGGCUUACAAGGUUCAUUUGUAGCAUCAAGUACUCCGGUCAAUGAGCUCAUCCGUUGCUUUGAAGAUGGCAACUUGGGCUCACGGGAGGAUGCGUUACUGUGCAUCGUUCCUGUCCUCAGAUAUCGGCGCCUUUUACCAGAUCUUGCGGCAGAUUCGGCCAAGGUCAGGGCCAGCAGGGAUCGUUACAUUGAGAAUGGGAACUGGAACAGUGCCUUUUCGCUGCUCCGUUGGAUAUGCGAGCGGUCAGAGAAAUCCCAGUUUGAGCGAUCAGUCUACGAGUUAGGCUUCCUGUGCCGUCGGGCACUAUUGAAUACUAACAAACAAGUCCGUAAGCAAGGAGUCGAACAAACCUGCGCACUUCUCAAAUCAGACAUCAGAGAGGAAUUCUUUGAAGCCCAUUCAGCGCUGCCAUCCUCGCACUGGCCCGCAUCCCGGGAUCGUGUCGCAUGGUGGGACUCGUUCUCGCGCCAGCUUGGGUGGAUUGCGUGGAAUAUUUCGACCAAUGUACCAGGCAUGGCAUUCUGCCAACCCAUUUUCAGAUCUCUGAAUGUGUCUGAGGAUCUACGAUGUCCGAAUGAUAUGAAUCAAGAUCCAGAAGCAACCCAGAAGGGAAUUCGGGCUUUGAAAGAUUGGCUUACGCUGUACAAGAUUGAUGAUAUCGACCGCGAGGGAUAUGGCGAAGACGAGAGACUGGGCUUUGAAUGGAUUGUCAGAAACAACUUCCAUGCAUUGCUGCAUUUCCUGUUGUUGAGAUGGGUAGAGUUCAGCGACGACCUUCCCAUUUUGGUUCGGAUUGGGUAUAGCCUCGCAGCAAGAAGCAGAUCUGACCGAGCACUUGAUAUACUUCGCCGACAGAAUGCGGACAUUGAAAUAAUAGAUCCAGACAACCGCUCAGCGCUGAGUGAUCUGGUCUAUACCCGCGACUUAGAGGGAAGUCGACUGCUACUGCAAAAUGGAGCCGAGCCAAACGGCAACCUGCAACAGUCGAAGAUUAGCCCACUUGGAAUCGCCGCCCAUCAAGGCUAUGACGAAAUUGUGGAAUUACUUCUACACUUCGGAGCCAGCAUUGAGAUGACUGACCAUGUUGGUCUCCGAGCCCUGCAUUGGGCAGCCAGAAAUGACCAUCUCGAUACUGUCCGCUUGCUAUUAUCCCAUGGUGCGGAAAUUGAUCCAACGGGAUUAGACAACUUGACACCGCUCCUUUCGGCUGCCAUGAAUGGACAGAUUCUCAUGGCUGAGCUGCUCAUAAAAGAAGGUGCAAAUGUCAAUGCCCGAGGCCAGUACGGUCAAACUGCGCUGAUGAUAUCUAUCAAUAUACCAGACCCGAUCCCGAUGUUCCAAUUACUCUUGGACAACGGCGCCAGACUUGAUUUGUGUGAUCAGAGCGGAUCAACUGUUUUAGAUCUGGCUAGGCAAUACAAUAAUAUGGAGGCGAUAUCUUUCUUCGAAAUAGCACGCAUGGCGUAG
Molecule: messenger RNA, 3420 nt
Organism: Penicillium paradoxum
Lineage: Eukaryota; Fungi; Ascomycota; Eurotiomycetes; Eurotiales; Aspergillaceae
Product: ankyrin repeat domain-containing protein
Exons: 3
Coding region: 1-3420 (1139 amino acids)
Molecular function (GO): protein binding
Source: RefSeq, a predicted model, not a curated record